CGAACCGAAGCUGAACUUGCCGCUAGCGUAGCGCUCGCCGGUUGCCGCUGAGCAGCCCGAAACCCACGCCUAAGUUUUUUGUUUGUGUAACUUUAUUUCUGUUGUCGACGUUGUCGUGCCGAGCAGGGCCUAUGGUGUUCGUUACUGGAAGAGUUAUGGAUAAUCUUAUUAUGAUCGUAAAUUAAUAUAAAGGACACUCAAACUAUUGUGUUGUGAGUAAAUAUAUUAAGUCGAUAGAAGUGUCAAGUGAAAAGCAAAAAUGGGUUGCGUACAAAGUGAGAUUUCGCCGCAAAAUGAAACUCCGAAGAAAAGUUGCACCGAUGUCCUUUGGUUGGUGAUCUAUAUUGCAUUUUGGGUUCUUAUGCUCGUAAUCGCAGCAAUAUCGUUUGUUUACGGUAAUCCUGCAAGAAUAAUCAACGGGUUUGAUUCAUUCGGUAAUACUUGUGGUGUGAAAACGAACCAGAAACUUAUAAACUUCCCACUAGCAGGUAUCAGCACAAUAGACAAGCCUUAUUUGUUUUUUAUGGACAUAAAGGAACUGAGGAGAUCUAUCAAAAUUUGUGUAAAGCAGUGUCCUAAUGAGAGGUUGAAUGAUUUAGCUGCUAUACAGAAUUUUUAUCGUAAGACAGGUUCGAAUCUGUGUACUUAUGAAACGAGGUUGAACGACUUGGUGUACUACAAUGGACUGCACAGCAUGACAGGGCCAUGCCCAGUGACACCUGUUGUGGAAACAUUUCCUCUCUUGAACAGAUGUAUUCCGAAGUCUCUCAAAGAGUUUGGGGAGAAAGUAUCCACGGAUAUGUACAAUUUGCUCAACAGUUGGGGUACGAUAGAACAGAUGCUGACGGAUUUGUAUUCAUCAUGGAAAGAAAUGAUAAUCUGUGUCAUUGUUGCAUUAUUAUGUUCCUUGAUAAUGGUGUCUAUACUGCACUUGUUAGCGACUGUCGUGUCUUGGAUUUUCAUGAUUGUGGUAUCAAUAGUAAGCAUUGCUGGCACUGUUCUUCUCUGGUACACCUAUUACGAGUUAAGGCACGGAAACCAGAAUUUUACAGGAUCCAUUUAUUUGACGGAAUCUCUUAAGAAUGAGACUGCAUUCCUGUGGUACUCUAUUAUUGCUACUAUAAUUACGGUGAUUCUACUCCUACUAGUAUUCGUCAUGCGUUCGCGCGUCUCGUUCCUGGCUCAACUGUUUCGAGAGACCGCACACUGCCUCGGCUCCAUACCAGCUCUGUUCAUCCAGCCAAUCAUCACAUUCUUCUUCCUUGUUCUGUUCUUCGCCUUCUGGUCUAUUGUUGUGGCGUGCCUCGCAACUGCCACGUAUCCCGGCAUCCCGUACAAGUACAAUUUCUUCAUUAACGGCUCUCAGUUGCCAGAUCUGGUCAACAACGCGUCUGUCAGGCAGAACAUCAACAGUAGCGCUACACCGAAACCAUUCAGCUUAGACCCCAUCGAGUUCAGCCCCUCAUGGGUCCAAAGCAUGUGGUGGAUGUGCCUCAUCUGCCUCGUGUGGGGUAGCGAGUUCAUUCUCGGCUGCCAGCAGAUGACUAUAGCUGGUGCUGUCUCACACUGGUACUUCCGCGGCGAAAACGCGCACUCUCCCGUACUGUACUCUAUCGGCAAGCUGAUAAAGUACCAUCUUGGUUCCGUCGCUAAAGGGUCCUUCCUGAUCACGCUCUUCAAGAUCCCGAGGCUAAUACUCACUUAUCUGCAUGCAAAAUUAUCGGCACGAGCCGACAAGGGCUCAGAAUGCGCAAAAUGCGGCCUCAAAUGCGGUAUCUGCUGUUUCUACUGCCUGGAGAAGUUCAUGCGAUACCUCAACCAUAACGCCUACACUAUCAUCACUAUAGAGCGCUGCAACUUCUGCAAAGCUGCUGGCAAGGCCUUCAGCACAAUAAUGAACAACGCCCUCCAAGUAGCAACAAUCAACAGUGUCGGCGACUUCAUACUGUUCCUCGGCAAAUGCAUUGUAACCGCGGUCACGGGAAUCAUCGGCCUGCUCCUUGUGAAGCGGAACUCUGAUCUGCACUUUUACGCUGUGCCUACACUCUUCAUAUGCAUUUACUCAUUCUUCAUCGCGCAUUGUAUACUUUCUUUAUACGAGAUGGUAGUGGACACGCUGUUCCUCUGCGUGUGCGAGGACCGCAACAUGAACGCGGGCGAGGGCCGCUGGAAGAACUCCCGUCUAGCCGAACUAGGCGGUCACAAGCCCGCCGAAGACUUGGACACGACCGACCACGAGCUGCGCAAUCUUGACGCCAAGUAUUAAGGUAACGAGAGCCCGGUGCAUUUAUUAUAAAAUAACCUUAGAUUGUAAGUUUAAAGCUGAAACGAAAAGAUCUAAGAAUGUUUUCAUCGAAUAGUGUUACUUUUUGCAUGUACCAUUAUUUGAAAGUGUUAUUCAUAAUAUUUUCUUACAUUUAUCUAAAUUAGCUCUAAUCUAGCUGUUUACAUUAAAUAAUUUAUUGAUGUUUAUUCAAAGUAUGAUUGUCAUCUCAAUGAGCAAUGUUGUCCAUGUAUGUAUAGUAUAAGUAAAAGGUAAUCUAUUUAAUCGUAUGUCGAAUUUCGGUGAUAACUUGUGAUGGCACAUGUUUUAAAAAUCACUAGUAUUUUAUAUACUUUCAUGUUUUCAAUAGGUGUGCGCACAAACUAUUUAAUUAUUAAUUUGAUUUAAAACGCGCACUUAUAUAUGACUUUCAAUCGUUUAACUAUAUUAUUGAUAAUUAUAUGUUUGCAUUUAUAAUAUAGUUAUAUUCUCAUAUAAUACAUAUAUACCUAGCGCUGCUAUAUUGCAAGAUAAUAUUAAGUUUUGAUGAUAUAUAUUAUACAAGUUGCUAGUAUUUUAUAGGGUUUUUAUGCGAUUUUGAUAAAAAAUAAAUUUUAUUUUUGUAGUACAAAUAGCACUAAGGGUCGGUUGCAUCAAACUUUCUGUUACCGAAUUUUGCUUACGCAUUUUUUCUGUUGCGUGAUGUUGAUACCAGAAUUACCAGACAAAAACUGGCUACGUCAGAAACCGGUCGUAAUUUGUAACCUCCCACUUGUACGGCGAUAACCCGCCCAGCGGGUUCGCCGGCAUCUGAGCAAAGUUCACGAGAGCCCACCAGGCGGGUUCUUGGUUGCGAAAUUGUGGUUGAUGCAACUGGUCUUAAGUCUAUUGGCUGACUAUUUGAAUCGAAUAGUGUAUCAUAAUUUUUGAGAAAAAUACUCCAGUGUUUAAUUGUUUUGAUCUCUUGGUAUUUUUUUAUGUCCUUUAAAUUCCAUUUUCCAAGGUUUCACUUCCAUGAGUGAUUUUUGCGUGAUCAUUCCUUUCCUGCAGUAUUUUUUAUAAAUAUCAUUAUUUAAUACUCUAAGAUAAUUUAUUUAGCCCUAAGAGUAAAUCGGUAUCUUUUUUACUUCAAUGUUAAAUUAUCAAUGCAAGAUUAAUUUAUAGAGAUAAGUAUAACAUUAUAAGCACAAAAUAAAAUCAAGUUCUCUUAGAUAAAAAUAAUUGUUUUGAAAAUGCAGAAUACAUAAUUAAUUCAUGAAAAGUACAAGAGGAAAUCAAUGUAUUUUAUAUUUACAUUAUUACCCAUAUUAUUUAGGUAAGAAUUUUAACUUUUUGAACGCCCACAGCACUGAGGCUGAUAUUUCACUGUAUCAGAGGGCGAUAAUUGCAUGUGGCCGGUAAAAGGAUUGAUCGUCUUAAAAAAGAAAAGGGUAUUUUUCUGAUCUUAACAUUGCAAAUGCAUAACAUGUUUGCGAUUAUUCCACAUUUCUUUAGGUUAGUUUUAAUUAGUUUAAGUUACGUAGAUCUGGCUCAAAAUAGUAAACUUAUGACUGACAACCGUCCAUGUUUACGAGUCCAAUAGCAUCCGGCUAAGCUAACUAUGCACUGAUAUGACCACAGAAUAUAUUUUUUAAGUUUUGGCUAGUAUAAAAAAAAUAUUGCUUCAUUUGAAUAUUGCAAUUGCUGACUUAGCUUGGCCAGACUAAUAAUCGAGAUCUCAACGAUUUAAUUUGAGUAGUUUACAUUUUUGGACAUUUGUUGUAUUUUUUAUUAAGAAUCUACAUAUAAUCAUGUUGUGAACCCGCAUUUUCUUCCAACUGUACCUGUUUAUUGUAGCUUCUCACGUCGAAAUAAAACAACUUUUGUG
Messenger RNA from Leguminivora glycinivorella, 4130 nucleotides. RefSeq names its product choline transporter-like 1 (gene Ctl1). The record is from RefSeq and is a predicted model, not a curated record. Gene Ontology annotation, molecular function: transmembrane transporter activity. Gene Ontology annotation, biological process: transmembrane transport. Lineage: Eukaryota; Metazoa; Arthropoda; Insecta; Lepidoptera; Tortricidae. The transcript is spliced from 12 exons. Gene Ontology annotation, cellular component: membrane. Bases 260 to 2266 code for a protein of 668 amino acids.